Molecule: messenger RNA, 408 nt
Organism: Ipomoea nil (Japanese morning glory)
Lineage: Eukaryota; Viridiplantae; Streptophyta; Magnoliopsida; Solanales; Convolvulaceae
Exons: 1
Coding region: 1-408 (135 amino acids)
Source: RefSeq, a predicted model, not a curated record
AUGAAUCGAUAUUGGUGGAGAUCGAGAGAUGGUCAGGGUAUUCAUUGGAAAGCUUGGGAUAAACUAUGUAUCCCAAAGGAAUAUGGAGGAUUGAGAUUCAAGGAGUUGCGUGCCUUUAACCUUGCAAUGUUGGGCAAGCAAGCGUGGCGAUUUCUGACACAGCCUAAUUCAUUGGUUUCAAGAGUUUAUAAAGCCAGGUACUAUCCCACUAAUUCUUUCUUUGAAGCAUGCUUGGGAAAUAAUCCAAGUUUUUGCUGGAGAAGUAUUUUGGCAGCACAAGAUUUGGUUUGUGGAGGGGUUAGGCGCAGGAUUGGGAAUGGCAAAUCGACCUUGAUUUGGGACCAUCCAUGGCUACAAGAUGUGAGUCACCCAAGAAUUAUAACAGAAAGGCCACCCCAAUUGGCAUAG